Messenger RNA from Hyla sarda, 1759 nucleotides. It is a transcript of the gene GRB14, whose product is annotated as growth factor receptor bound protein 14. Lineage: Eukaryota; Metazoa; Chordata; Amphibia; Anura; Hylidae. The transcript is spliced from 13 exons. Gene Ontology annotation, biological process: insulin receptor signaling pathway; negative regulation of insulin receptor signaling pathway. Gene Ontology annotation, cellular component: cytoplasm; plasma membrane. Bases 115 to 1470 code for a protein of 451 amino acids. The record is from RefSeq and is a predicted model, not a curated record.
UAGACUUAGGGACUCCGAGUAGUUGAGUUAGUGCAGUGUUUAGUGCCCUAUCUGGCGUGACCAGCACAUCCUGGACUAUUACUCCCAGUGUAAACUACUUUAUGAAGCGCAAACAUGAGUCUGUAUACGAGGAGAGUGACGCUGCCAGCCAUCACCCCCCUGGUGCUCCAGAAAAGGGUGAUUAAAGUUUUCAGUGAAGAUGGAACCAGCAGAGCCCUGGAGGUGCCAAAUGAUACCACUGCUGUGAAUGUGUGCCAACUUUUGAUUCAAAAGAAUCACUAUAUAGAUGACCAAAACUGGACAAUGUUUGAACAGCUGCCUGCAUUGUGUUUAGAAAGAAUUAUAGAAGAUCAUGAGCUGGUGAUCGAUGUGCAGUCAAUGUGGGACAUGGAGGAAGACUGCAGAUUUUGCUUCAGAAAAUAUUAUGCAAAAUAUGAAUUUUUCAAAACUCCAGAGGACUAUUUUCCAGAUUUUAUGCUGUCUUACAAUGAAGUCAAUGGUGCAGCCAACUCUUCGGAUACAUUAAAGAUGUUUCUUAGUACGAACACCUACCCUGAAGUCCACAGCUACCUGUAUGUGUCAGAGAAAGGGAAGAAGUCCUGGAAGAAACUGUUUUUUGUGCUACGACGCUCUGGACUAUACUUUUCCACAAAAGGAACAUCUAAGGACCCCAGACACCUGCAGUUCUUCAGUGACUUGAGCCAGAGUAACAUAUAUAUGCUACUAUCUGCAAGGAAGAUGUAUGGAGCACCCACAGACUAUGGGUUUUGCCUAAAGCCUAACAAGACAGGAGCAGCCAAGGAAAUGAAAAUGCUGUGCACCGAGAGCGAAGAGAGGAGAAGCUGCUGGCUGACAGCAAUAAGAUUGUAUAAGCAAGGUCAUCAGAUCUACCAAAACUACCUCCGACCUCAGCAGAAAAAUGAUCUGAAUGGACUCAAUCUGUCAGCAAUGAGAAGCAUAUCAGAAAACUCACUUGUGGCCGUGGACUUCUCAGGCCAUAAAACCAGAGUCAUUGAAAAUCCCACAGAAGCGUUGUCUAUUGCUUUACAAGAAGGACUGUUAUGGAGGAGAAAAAGCUGUGGACGGAUCAGUACCCAUGGUGGUAGCCCUACAAGUUCCCAAAAUGCAAAGCUGAACAUAGCAGUCCAUAUGUCACAACCUUGGUUCCACCAUAAUAUAUCAAGAGACGAAGCCCAGAAACUGAUACAUCAGCAAGGACUUGUGAAUGGAGUAUUUUUGGUCAGGGACAGCCAAAGUACUCCAAAAUCAUUUGUCCUUUCUUUGUGCUAUGGGCAGAAGAUAAAGCAUUUCCAGAUUCUACCAACUGAAGGUGGUGGAGAGCUGUUUUAUUCUUUAGAUGAGGGACACACCAGGUUUACAGAUCUCACACAACUUGUCGAGUUCCAUCAGCUGAACAGGGGAAUCCUGCCCUGCACCCUGAAGCACUACUGCACCCGGGUUACCUUCUAACUCUGUUCAUGAACUACUGUAAAUAAAUAAAAAAUCACUGUAUUUAGAUGUUAUGGUCGGUGUAUAUACACAGUGCCAAAAAAGAUCUGCAAUUAAAAAAAUAAACAAUGUCACAAAAUAUGGAGAAGCUUUUGUUUGUGACCAAAAUGUGAUGACGGGUGAGACCCGAAUAAGGCCCCAAGUGUUCCUCCUGUAUACUCAUGAUUACACUAGAGGACGUGUGUCAAAAAGUCAACGCUGAAAAAUGUAUGGACUAAUAUUGUAAUAAAAAUGUCAGCUGCUUUGUAUG